UCAUAUUAUUUUAAAUCACAAUUUAGUAAACCUUUUUUUUUAAACUAAAAUCUAACCAACCAAACAAUACAAAACAUAAAAAAACAAAAUCAUCUCUAUUUAUUAUAAAAAUAAAUAAUAUUUGAUGUCUUGCUCAGAGACUUUAUUUAGACCUUAUUUAGAGCUGAGAGAGAGAGAGAGAGAGAGAGAGAGAGAUAGAGGGGAUGACUAAACAAAACAAAAGUGGGAGAGCAGAAGAAGAGAAGUGUUUAUAUCUGCUGUCACCUGUGGUCUCCCUCUUCCACCAGUUGAGAACUUCCAGAGAAGCUUUUGUGAUGACAGAAUUCCAGAACUCUUACACUUCCUAUAAAAAGCUUUGACAUAAACCUUCAGCAGCCACUGGAGACAAACCAUUUAAAAAUGCAUUUGCCUUUUUUGAUCACAGGGUGGAAAAAGAGCAUCUAGAAACAAACUUUGCCGGAUACUCUGAUUAUACAUUAUACAUUCAUCACCCAUUCAUUUUUUUUACGAAUGUGCUACUUCACUACUGUUUGUGUUUGUAUAAUCACCCAACACUAAAUGAUGUAAAGAUAGAAUAUUGUUCAUCUGCAUGCUCAGACUUUGUUGUAAAGGUAUCCAACAGCUGGGCUACUUCAAUAGUGACAUAUUUAUGACAUGACAAAUUCUAUUAUCAAUAAUGAGGCCAUGAGUUUACCAGAAGAAGCACACCAUGAUCUCCCCUCCUUUCCAGAGAUACUACACAUUCAUAUCCUACCACCUCUACUGUUCGUGCCUUUCCUUUUUAAGGCAGAUUAGACCAACCAUCUCUGCCGGCCUGUUCAUUAGCCACAAGUGCCGCUCUAACAAGGUGAAAAUGUCAUAUUUUCUCAAGCUAUUGUCAGCGCAUUUACAAAUUGCAGAGCAAUGCAAUGACAUCAAUGGUGGUAAUAUAGGAAAACACAGACCGAAUGCGAUUCAAAUUUGGAUUGAAUAAACUUUAUGGAUUUGUUAUUUCAAAAGAGGCCCUUGGCUUCUUGAGCUUUAAGAGAUCACUAAAAAAUAAAUAAAACUCUGCCAUAAUUUACUUGGUCACAUUCCAAAUCUGUUUGACUUUGACGUCUUUCAUAGAACACAAAAUGGUUAUGCAGAAAAUUAGGGAUCAAAUUGCCCAGGCUUACAGUUCAAUUUGACUGUAAAUUUUAAGAAAUCUUAUCAAAUCUGUCAUCUUGUAUCAAGAAUUAAGACAGCUUGGGUGUGAGUUAAAGAGAAAGGAUGGGAGAAUUGAUUUCAGAUGGGGGUGGGUUGGACAAGAUGGCAUGAGUGGAGCUAUAGAACUUUGGGGUGGUUUGAGAGGGAGGGAACAAGAGGGAUUAAUCUACAAAUAGCCACACACAUCCAUGCCCUUCGCUCCCUUCUAUCUCUGUCUUCUCCGCAGGGUCUGUGCUUGUCUGCUCUGUGGUCCACCAUGAGCCACUCUUACGCCUCCUCAGCAUCCUCUUCAUACCGCCGAGCAUUCGGCAGUGGUCCAGUUUACCACACACCACCCAUGUCCCGUGCCGUCUUCGGUCGAGCUUCUGCCGGAGGGUCUGGUGGCUCUCGGGUCAGCUCCAGAGUCUAUGAACUUAAGUCCACCUCUUCGUCUCCGGGAUUCUCCAAUUACCGAGCUUCUUCCUACAGUAUGCCCAACCUGUCUAUGGGCUAUACCCGCUCCGGUGGAAUGGGAGAGACACUGGACUUCAGCCUGGCCGACGCGAUCAACCAAGAGUUUCUCCAAACUCGCACCAAUGAGAAAGUUGAGCUGCAGCACCUUAAUGAUCGCUUUGUCAACUACAUCGAGAAGGUCCGCAUGCUGGAGCAGCAGAACCAGACUCUGGUGAUUGAGGUGGAGCGGUUGAAGGGGCGGGAGCCCACGCGCAUCGCCGACCUGUACGAGGACGAGAUGAGGGAAAUGAGGAGAGAGAUUGAAGUGGUGACCAAUCAGAGAUCUCGUUUUGAGGUUGAACGUGACAACCUGGCUGAUGACCUACAGAAGUUGAAAAUGAGGCUUCAGGAGGAGAUCGCACUCAGGGAGGAAGCAGAGAAUAAUCUGACCGCUUUCAGAGCAGACGUGGAUGCUGCCACCCUGGCCCGCCUGGAUCUGGAAAGACGUAUUGAGACCCUCCAGGAAGAGAUUGCAUUCCUCAAGAAGAUCCAUGAGGAGGAAAUCCGGGAAUUGCAGGCACAGAUGCAAGAGACCCAAGUCCAGAUCCAGAUGGACAUGUCUAAACCAGAUCUGACAGCUGCCUUAAGAGACAUUCGGGCUCAAUAUGAGGGCAUCGCUGCAAAGAAUAUAGCAGAGGCUGAGGACUGGUACAAGUCAAAGGUGUCAGACCUAAACCAAGCAGUGAGCAAGAACAACGAGGCUCUCAAACAGGCCAAGCUGGAGAGCAUGGAGUUCAGACACCAGAUCCAGUCCUACACCUGUGAGAUCGACUCCCUCAAGGGCACUAACGAAUCUCUCAUGAGGCAGAUGAGAGAUAUGGAGGACCGUCAUGGUCGGGAGGCAGGCACUUUUCAGGAUAACAUCGCCAGGCUGGAGGCGGAGAUUGCUAACAUGAAGGACGAGAUGGCACGUCACCUACGAGAAUACCAGGAUCUGCUCAAUGUUAAGAUGGCCCUGGAUGUGGAGAUUGCCACCUACAGGAAACUGCUGGAGGGAGAGGAGAGCAGGAUUGUGAUGCCCAUGCAGGCCUAUUCUACAAUAAGCUUUAGAGAAACGAGUCCAGAGCACCAUCACAGAGCCUCUGAGAUGCACACGAAGAAAUCCGUCCUCAUCAAGACCAUUGAGACACGUGACGGAGAGGUGUGAUGCACGCGAAUGGGUGGUGAGCGAGUCUACGCAGCACCAGCAAGACGUCAUAUAAACGCCUUAACUUCUUUCUGCAAGCCAAAGAAUCAAGACAAAAUAAAAGCUUUAGGACAGUUAAUCAUUCUGUACUUUUCUCAUUUUUCACAUCUUAGUAAUAAGAGCACAUUUGCAUGAGUGGGAUGAGAGGAAGUCAGUUUCCUCUCAAAUCUGUACUUGUAAUGAGCUCAAUUUCCUGUCUAGUUGGAAUGAUGGAAGAUAGAUGGGUUUUCUCUCAAAUAUAAAUAAAGCUAAAGAAGGAACGACAGAAGUUAGAAAAUAUGUAAGAAAAUAAAGAAUGGGAGGUUGGUGUGGAGAAGACAGAGGCAGAAAACAGAGCAAGCUGACAUAAAGGGAGUAAAGUUUAAAGAUGGUUGCAAGCAUAACAAAG
Molecule: messenger RNA, 3254 nt
Organism: Triplophysa dalaica
Lineage: Eukaryota; Metazoa; Chordata; Actinopteri; Cypriniformes; Nemacheilidae
Gene: desmb
Product: desmin b
Exons: 9
Coding region: 1271-2827 (518 amino acids)
Biological process (GO): skeletal muscle organ development
Cellular component (GO): intermediate filament; cell-cell junction; sarcolemma
Source: RefSeq, a predicted model, not a curated record